AUGACCAUCAUUCUAGGCACAUUUGGCGCAUUGUCAAAGCCAUUUUGUUUGUACACUUACAAUUCGUAUCAUUACUUUUGUUUGGAUGAAAUCAACACUAUUUAUUGCCACAAUAACCUCACAAAAAAAGCAUCUGCCAUUCAUCGCAUCUACAAGGCAGCACCCAAUGACUUUAUAAAGCACAAACAAACGGGUCACAUCUUUGUCAUGACACGCACCAUGCCUCACAUUGCUCGCUUGUUCAAUUGCUAUGCACUAGCUGAAUUAUGUAAAUUAUCCACAGAUGAAAUUCUCGCUCGAGUGGCUGAACCUCUCCUCAAUCUAAUUCAGUGUGACCAGUGGCAACAUGCUUUGUCUUAUCACGUACUUGUGGAACGCGGCGGCAGCAAUGACGAUCUUGUUGAAUUCGAAUCACUGUAUGGCAAUGAAUGGGUGUUUACUAGCACCGUGGCAUCGUGUGCGACCGAUACUAUCACAUCACCGCCAGUCAACAAGACAAAGAAAGCACUACGCACUUGCUAUUACGUGCCAGCAGCAGAACAUAAAUCACCAUUGUAUCGAUGGCUGUCCUCCAAUGUCAAUGACUUGUCUGCACAAAGAGCUAAAAGACAACAACAAGCCAUCAUUGAGACGCGACAACGUCAAGUCGCAUUUACCACGACACCCACCAAAUCAUCCAAAAAGAAAAUUGCAGGUCAAUUGAAUCCACUUCCUCUUCCAACAAGCCCUCCUACCAAAAGAAAACCAUCGUCGUAUUUGCAGCAACAACCAAGCACAACCGCAGCAAAACGACAAAAGACAUCUUGCUCCUCGUCUUCAACACCACAACCACUUCCCAUGAUUACGAUGCAACAAAAUGAUCAUCCCAGAAUAGACCACGGUAAUGAUAACCUGCAUUUGUUGGCCACACAGGCUAUGCAAUUGAGAGGUCUGCCUCCAAGCCCAUCACCUGAACCCGCCACGUUUAAAAACCAACGAUUACCAUCAUUACAAACCAUGUUGUCUGAGUUAAAUCGUCCGCAUCAUCACCGUGUGGUUCCAUUUAGUGAAAGAAGAAAUAUGGAUUCUUGCGCAUAA
Messenger RNA from Mucor velutinosus, 1077 nucleotides. RefSeq lists its product as uncharacterized. Lineage: Eukaryota; Fungi; Mucoromycota; Mucoromycetes; Mucorales; Mucoraceae. The record is from RefSeq and is a predicted model, not a curated record. The transcript is spliced from 2 exons. Bases 1 to 1077 code for a protein of 358 amino acids.